Messenger RNA from Siniperca chuatsi (mandarin fish), 3650 nucleotides. RefSeq names its product prokineticin receptor 1a (gene prokr1a). The record is from RefSeq and is a predicted model, not a curated record. The transcript has 3 exons. The coding region runs from base 628 to 1761 and encodes 377 amino acids. Gene Ontology annotation, molecular function: neuropeptide receptor activity. Gene Ontology annotation, cellular component: membrane. NCBI's taxonomy places the organism in Eukaryota, Metazoa, Chordata, Actinopteri, Centrarchiformes, Sinipercidae. Gene Ontology annotation, biological process: neuropeptide signaling pathway.
UACAGUCUGGAGCCAUGAAGAGCCUUAAAAGUAAUCAACAAGAUCUUAAAGUCAGUGCUGAAACCAGCAGGGAGCCGAUGUAAAGAGGCUGAACCAGGUGUGAUGUGGUCGCACCUCUCGGUCCUGAGUCCUGUAAGAGGUCGCGAGACAAAAAGCCUCACACAAGUUUUUUAAACACUUUUUUAUUUUUUAUUUUAAGCGUUUCCCUUCAGCCGUAUUUUGUGCAGGUAUUGUUUCCCAGCAGCAGUUCAUAGAUGUCAGUGUGUACACGUGCCUCCGAAAGGACCCGUCAAAUACAGCUCACCUGUGUCAGCGUCAGUGCGCAGGCGCAGGAGCCCUUCAACAACCUGCCAAACUCCUGCAGCUACAGGUGGGUCAGAACCGAAACCGGGUCACGUGUUACUUCACAGCGCGAGGACGUCACUGGUUUCCUGAGGAAUAAAGUUUCAUUGAGGCGUGUGUGUGGUCAUCAGUCUCAGCAGGUAGGUGUGUGUGUGUGUGUGUGUGUGUUGGGACGCUAUAUCUCGUGAACGCGCCUCGCGGUCUUUUUGUCAUUCAGCGGAGCAGAGCGCGCGGAGAAGCAGGUCCUCCAGACACUCCAAUCUGAGCAUGUUGACCUGAUCCAAAAUGGACAACCCAACCAACAACAGCGUGGCUCUACUGGACUACUUCCUGGCCAGUGACGGCCUGGACUACGAGAUUCCUCUGGACGAGAUCCCGAACACCACGCAGGGCCAGGCCUUCUUCGUGGCCACCAUUGUCAUUGCCGUGGUCCUGGUGGGCAUCAUGUUGGUCUGCGGAGUGGGAAACUGUCUGUUCAUCGCCGGCCUCGCCCGCUACAAGCAGCUCCGCAACCUGACCAACCUGCUGAUCGCCAACCUGGCCGUGUCGGACGUGCUGGUGGCGGCGGUGUGCUGUCCCUUCCUACUGGACUACUACGUGGUGAAGCAGCUGUCCUGGGAUCACGGCCUGCUACUCUGCGCUUCCACCAACUACCUGCGCACCGUGUCUCUCUACGUGUCCACCAACGCGCUGCUGGCCAUCGCCGUGGACAGGUACAUGGCUAUCGUCUACCCUCUGAGGCCUCGUAUGAAGCACCAGACGGCGUACUACGUGAUCCUGACAGUUUGGAUUGUCCCCAUCUUCAUCUCCAUCCCCUCUGCCUACAUGGCCUCUGAGACGACAUACCCACAUGUGGAAGGUCACAGCUACAAGACCUUCUGUGCUCAGAUCUGGCCUGUGGACCAGCAGGUUUACUACCGCUCCUACUUCCUCCUCAUCUUCGCUCUGGAGUUCAUUGGCCCGGUGACUGUCAUGGCUGUCUGCUACAUCCAGAUCUCCAGGGAGCUGUGGUUUAAGGACGUUCCGGGUUUCCAGACGGAGCAGAUCCGAAAGAGGCUCCGGAAGCGACGGAGGACAGUGGUGGUGCUGAUUCUGGUGCUGGUUGCCUAUGUCCUGUGCUGGGCGCCAUACUAUGGCUUUGCCCUGCUGCGGGACUUUUACCCCACCCUCAUAUCCAGGGAUAGGAACUCCCUGGUGGCCUUCUACAUCAUCGAGUGCAUCGCCAUGAGCAACGGGGUCAUCAACACCCUCUGCUUUAUGAGUGUCCGAAACAACAACAAGCGCCUGAAGAAGGCUAGCAAGUUCCCGCUGAGGCUUGUGACUUUUGUGGCCACCAAGUCGGUGGAUGAAGGGGAGGCACGGACCUCCUCCCUCCGAGUGACGGAGGAUGUGGAGGGAACUCGGAGGUCAAACAUCUGACAGUUCAAACCGCACACUGGAUCUGCUGCAGCUUCGACGUCUGCAUCAGAGUGGGAAUUUUCAACCCGUAUUACCAGACCAGAGGUGGCAGCCCCUCCAAUAGGCAGCGGACGAAGCAUACAUCGCGUACAGUGAAGAAGAGAACAGUGGGGCCAUGUUUGUAGUUCUGUUUCUGAAAAGCUGGGCACAGUUUGUGCAAAUUCUGGAUUUAUACGUUGGUUUCACCCCGGGCAAAGAUGUUCUCAUCCCUGGCAGACAAACAUCUGAGCUUGGAAGAUGCAAACAGGUAAAAUAAUAAACGUUUGUAUUUCCCCCCAUAAGUUUUGCACUGAGAAGCCUGACCGAGGUCACAUAUCGGGCCACUAGCACACCUGCUACUUUGGCUCAUGCAGCAGUGCAAAGUGCAAAAAGGGCUGAAAGAAGUGGAAUAUUAAUCAGAGGGUGUGGUGGUUAACAAAUACACUCUCAGCCAAUCACAUCACUGGUCUCAUCGCUCUGAAACAGCUGAGCCAAUCACAGUGAAGCAUGACGACAACAGCUCAACAAAUGAAGAAUCGGCCUCUUCAGGAAGUCAUAUUGUUGUCUGGAAGCUGCAGAGCGACACGAUGUGAACACGCAGCCAGAGGCAGCCGCUGGGGGGCUUUUAUUUGAUUUGUACUGUGACGAUCGAAGUAAAUAAUUAAAACGUAUUGAUGAAUGUAUUUGAUCGCAUCAAUCCGAUGCUGUUUCAGUUUUAAUUCUACUCAGAAACGGUCACAUCGUAUCGUAAAAUGUGACACAACAGAGUUGUGCACUGUUUCAAGAAUAAAACAUCAAACACCACUCUCGCUAAAAAAGAAAGUCGGAAAGGAGGUUGUGACACGGGACUGAUGAGCUCCGGUAACGUCUACCGCGUAUACAACAGAUCACCAAGGUGUAACCGACCAGUCGGAUAUGUGUACACGUGUGUGUGGUUAUUUUGUAGAAGCCUGUUGUCAUUUCCAUGUGCUUUAAUGAAGGCAAUCACAGCGUGCCUUCAGGUGUCUGCAGGGAUUUAAUGAAGUGAAGGAGAAUCUUUUCUCACAGUACAAAACAGCUGUGGAGGACAGAUACUGUCAGAAUCACUCAUUCAUUUAUAGAUAAAUGCAGACUGAUUUACUGAUGUUCCUGCGCUAAACGUUCGUUUUUGAUGCAGAUUUAAACAUCUAUUGGCUGGAGAGUGAUUUAGUUUAGUUACACUGUGAUCAUUAAUUCCACAUUGCUGUGUCUAAGACCCAUUUUCCACCAAAAUACCAACAACUCGUACCUUCUGCACUGAGCAAAUUGUUCAGUACAGACGUCCGACCUUCUCUUCAGUUUGUGGUUGAAGGUUUGUUUUGGUGUAUUUCUGCACGUCAGAACAGUCGUGGCGUGUAAACGGGACACAUUUUAAUUAGUCGUCAUGUUAAUGCGUUUCUGCGAGCUGUGAAUCAGACAGAAAAAACUUUUUUAAAGAGAAGAGCGCACAAGAACGGGAAGUUUAAUAAACUGUUAUAUAAACUGAAACCACAUUCUGACUGGAUUCAUGCCUCCAGGAGAGGUUCAGUUAUUUUAAUAAUGAAUGCAUUAAUCAAAGUCUUUAAACCUGCCUGAAGCUCGUGUGUGUGUGAUUUGUCUUCCUUUACACUGGUAUUGAUUAAAGUCCCAAAGGCUUAAUGAUUUUUUGGCGAGGUCGUUGGUCCUUCCCAAAUGUAAUAUUUGUCCUGAGAGAUUUUGCAUGCGAACAAUUUCAUUAACUUCGUGCACAUUUUGAGUUGCGUGUGAUGAAGGUCACGUGACGCACGCAGAGAACAUCCGAGGCUGUGUCCGAAAUCACUGCCUCCAUUACUCAUUCACAGCGCCCUUUAAUAAAAUGUACUCCUUAAUAUCAA